AUGUUGAAACUUCAAAUUGCCAAUGACCAGGAUCGCAAGGAAGCACAGAACAGGGAAAGAAGGAGGCAAUGCGAGCUGGAGCGGAGGUCCAGGAUCUUCAACGCACGGAAUAGGAAAAUUGGUGUGGAUCUUCCGUUCCUGGAGAGGCAAGUGGUGGAGAAAAGAGCGGAGAUAGAUGAGCAGCAGAGGAGAGAGUUGGCCUUCGCCCGCCAGAUGAUUAAGGACAGCAACCUGGCUGUGGUCCUUGAGGCCAGGGAGAGAGAGGAACGCAGACGCAUCAAUAUGGAGAUAGACAACUUCCGUCAGAUGUACCAGCGGCCUGAAGAUAGGCGCGAGUACGACCUCAACGACCCUGACGUGCUGAAGAAACAGCUGCCACCGCGAGCAUCGGACGGGGACCCAGUCGGUUUGUCAAGCGCGCAGAAAUUUGAAGGUGAAGAUCUGGCGUACGAAGAGCGGAGGAAACUGAUGGCGGCGCAGAAGAACUCGUGGCUGGAGCAGCAGGUCCAGGAACGGAAGUCUGCUGAAGAAGAGAGGAAGAAGGCCGAAGCUGCUUAUAUGAUGGCCAUCAAAGCCCGGGACGCCCGGGCCAGUGAGCUAGAUCAGAUGGAGCGCGAUUGUCGCUACCGACUCGGGCAGGCCAAUCUGCGCUACAACGAGGCAUUGGCAGCAGAGAAGAAGCAGCUGGAGCAGCUGAUGAAGGAGCAGGAGGAGGCCGACAACACGGCGGAGAUGUACAACCACCUCACUUCUGACAUGCUGACUGAGAACCCAGACGUCGCCAAGAGUGCACUUGGCAAAAACAGGGCGAUCGGCUUCAUGUACAAGGGCAUGAACGAAGAGGAGCUCAAGAAGUUCUACGCCGCCCAGAAGGAACAAAUGGCAGCGGCAAAGGCAAAGCGCGAGGAACAAGACAAAAUGGAAGCCGAGUGGCAGGCGCUAGCCAAGUCUAUACAAAGGGAGGUGGCCCGAUUGGACAUACAGGACCAGAGGAAGAGAAGGGAGAUCGCUCGCCAACUCCUGGAAGAGAACCAAGUGCUCGCACUGCAGCAGAAGGAGAAGGAGAAAUACUACCGGGAAGUUGUGUACAACAACAACCCCACCGACGAAUAUUACGACCAGUUCAACACCACCACGCGAUAG
Molecule: messenger RNA, 1143 nt
Organism: Chilo suppressalis (striped riceborer)
Lineage: Eukaryota; Metazoa; Arthropoda; Insecta; Lepidoptera; Crambidae
Source: the annotation of a GenBank genome assembly